CGGAGCCUGGUCACUAGGCCUGGUGUCUUGUCCAAGGCCUGGUAGCACGAAAGCCGGCUCUAGAAUCCGGAGUAGAGACGCCCGUGGCCUCAGAGACGCGGUCGGUGGACCUGACUGGAGGCGACGCCGUUACCUCAGCAAUCGUUUUUUGACCUUAUAUUCCAGAGGAAGUUCCUGGUGUGAUCUGUGGCGGCGGUAACGGCACGGCCCCGAAGACGGAAUUCCCAAAAGAUCAAGGCCAGACCUUGUGCUCUGGCAGCAGGGUGGUAUGAGAAAUGAAGGCAAUGGGUACAGACCCAAGGAUCUUAUCUCUAGCUGCUGAAGUUGCAAUAAGUCCUGAGCAGAAUGUCCCUGUUAUACUGUUGAAGUUAAAAGAAAUAAUAAACAACACACCUUUUGGAAGCUCAGAGUUGAAGAAAGUCAAACAAGAUAUAUAUUGUUAUGAUCUCAUUCGGUAUUGCCUCUUGGUCCUCAGUCAAGAUUGUUCUCGAAUCCAGGGUGGUUGGACUACAAUUUCCCAGCUUACACAGAUACUAAGCCAUUGCUGUGUGGGCUUGGAACCAGGAGAAGAUGCAGAGGAAUUUUACAAUGAAUUACUUCCAUCAGCUGCAGAAAAUUUUCUGGUUUUGGGGAGGCAAUUGCAAACAUGUUUCAUCAACGCAGCUAAGGGUGAAGAAAAAGAUGCAUUACUACACUUUUUUGAAAUUGUGACUGAUUCUCUCUUCUGGCUAUUGGGAGGACAUGUUCAACUCAUCCAGAAUGUACUGCGAAGUGAUCAUUUCUUGCACUUACUACAAACUGACAAUGUUCAGGUAGGAUCUACGGUCAUGACCAUGCUACAGAACAUACUACAGAUCAGCAGUGGUGAUUUACUCAGAAUAGAAGGGAAAACCCUGCAUUCAAUUUUAGAUGAAGUUGUUUUCAAACUUUUAUCAACUCCUAGUCCAGUCAUAAGAAGUACUGCUACAAGGCUCCUACUGUUGAUGGCUGAAUCCCAUCAGGAAAUUUUGAUUUUACUGAGACUAAGUGCCUGCUACAAAGGACUCAGAAGUCUACUAAAUAAACAAGAGCCUGGGACAGAGUUUAGUCAAGAACUUAGACAGCUCAUUGGUCUUUUAAGCCCUAAGGUCUAUCAGGAAGUAGAAGAGCAGAAACUGCAUCAAGCAGCUUGCUUGAUUCAAGCUUAUUGGAAGGGUUUCCAGACUAGAAAGAGAUUAAAGAAGCUUCCAUCUGCUGUGAUUACUUUGCAGAGGAGUUUCAGAUCUAAACGAACAAAGAUGUUACUGAAGCUAAGUAGACAGAAGGAAGAAGAGGACCGCAGAUUACAACUGCAACUUCAAAGGCAGAGAGCCAUGAGACUUUCCCGAGAAUUACGGCUGAGUAUGCUUGAAAUAGUUCAUCCAGGUCAGGUGGAAAAACAUAAUCGGGAAAUAGAAGAGAAAUCAGCAUUGAUUAUCCAGAAACACUGGAGAGGGUACAGGGAAAGGAAGAAUUUUUGCCAACAGAGGCCAUCUCUUGUGGAGUAUAAAGCAGCUGUCACACUUCAGAGAGCAGCUCUUAAAUUCCUAGCAAAGUGCCGUAAGAAAAAGAAACUAUUUGCUCCUUGGCAAGGACUCAGAGAACUCACUGAUGCAUGCAGAGUUGAACUGAAGCAACAAGUGGAUGACUAUAUCAGAAGACAUCCAGGCUCUGAGGUAUCAGGUGUGAUCAACAGGGAGCUCCAUUCCCAAGCACAAGAACGACUGCAACACUACUUCAUGGGCAGGGCUCUAGAAGAGAGAGCCCAACAGCACAGGGAGGCACUGACAGCUCGGAUCAACACCAACAUUGAACAGUUGAUGAAAGCACCAAGUCUGAAGGAGGCAGAAGGAAAAGAACCUGAGCUCUUCCUAAGCAGAUCCAGGCCUGUGGCAGCCAAGGCCAAGCAGGCCCAUCUUAACACCCUGAAGCAUAUACAAGCACCCUGGUGGAAGAAGCUUGGGGAAGAAGCAAGAGAUGAGAUUGAUAUCCCAAAGGAUGAACUUAGUAUAGAAUUAGGAACUUUAUUCAUUGGUGGAACAAAACCCCCUUAAGGGAGUUACCUGGAGGAAUGACAAAUUAUAUUUCAAGAGAUUAUAUUGGUCUGCCUCUGACAUGCUAGUAGACUAGCGUUAUCCUAACUCAUGGUUUUCCAGAGGUUCCUCUCCAAACAAGACUUGAAGGCAGUAAGCAGAGUUAUCUUCUACCUCGAUUUCAGUUCUUUUUCUUUUUCCAUACUUCCAUCCUUGGCCACACAUAAUAAUUGGUAUGGCUUUUAUUAUGGAACUAAACUCAGCAUUGUAUUUAUUGCAUAUAUGAAAUGUGAUAUUUCUAUUUUUGUUUCUGCUGUUUUCCAACUAAAGGUGUUUUCUAAAUAAAUAUUUUCAACAAUUGUUCUGAAAAACUUGUCAGGGUUACUUCAGCUUUUCACGUUUAUUGAUUUUUCUAUUAAUAUAGGAAAUGUGCUCUUGGCAUUUAUUACGGUGAGGAAAAGAAGUGGUCAUUUGAAAGACAUUUGACUAUUUUCUACCAAACAGUGUUUGAACUCAGUUUCUAUCUUGUUAUUUCUAAAAGGAACUACAUUAAAAAGUCCUCCUAGGAUUCAGUGCAAGAAAAAUUUCUCCUGAUAAAACUGCAUUCUUUCUAUUAAACUAAGAGAACUGUAUAACCCACUAUUUGCGUUUUGAUUUGUCUGUUAGGAAUCUCAGAGCUAAAACAAUGCUUACUUUCUGUUAGGAUUCUCAAUACCUACAUGAUUAUUUGGUUCCAAUCUAAUAAUUUCUGAUUUUCCUGUUUAUCUUUAACUGUGUUUUAAUACCAGAAGCCACCUCUAUUUGUGUUUGUGAUAAUAUGGAAUUUAAGUUAAAAUCAAUUAAAUCAUUGACUC
Messenger RNA from Balaenoptera acutorostrata (minke whale), 2905 nucleotides. RefSeq names its product IQ motif containing B1 (gene IQCB1). Gene Ontology annotation, cellular component: cilium. The coding region runs from base 276 to 2072 and encodes 598 amino acids. Gene Ontology annotation, biological process: cilium assembly. Gene Ontology annotation, molecular function: calmodulin binding. The transcript is spliced from 15 exons. Lineage: Eukaryota; Metazoa; Chordata; Mammalia; Artiodactyla; Balaenopteridae. The record is from RefSeq and is a predicted model, not a curated record.